AUGGAAAUAAAGACACAGGAGUCAAGAUACUGGUUAUCACAACUGAAUGUCGGACAGAAAAGGUCAUUUCGUUCCCCUCCUCAACCUCGACCUCGCAUAACAACUCCCCUUUAUCUGGUCUACUCUCUUAUCAUAGCUGACCUUCUUAACGCCACCGCUACUGGUGUCCGGCUGAUCUCCACGCUGUGGCCAAAGACUCAUGCGAAUGGUUAUUCUACUGAUUACUAUUAUCGCAGGACAAUUCAAGGGCCAUGUAUGAACCUCUUCCUGUCUUGCCUCCAGUUUACGGCCUACAACGCUCUUCUACUGAGUAUUGUUGGACUGGCGAUUGACUUUUACCUUGGGAUAGUCCACUCGUUGCAGUACUCAGGCCUUGAACGUCCUCGACUCCUGAAGUACCUUAUUUCCGGAUGGAUUAUUUCACUCUUGUUUGGAAGUAAUCAAAUCUUUUUGCCAGUUUUUGAAGAUAAUCCCAAAGUGCAGGACAACGAGCCAUUUAUUCCCUGCAGUCCUCUUAGGCGUCAUUUCCUGCUACCUAGUGAACAGUGCUUUGUGCGAAGGAAGAUAAUCGGGCACAGGCUUCAGAAAUUUUGCUACCUGCAAGGGGCCGCGAAUAUGUACAGAUCGGGUUUCUUUACGGGUGGAAUCCUAAUUCUGUCCACGGUGCUGGUGAACACAAUGUGCAUACUGGCCGUAUUAAGACUUAAAAAACAAUCUUCAAUGAGAACGCCUGCAGUGAAAGACAUCAGAGACUGGCACAGAUCUCACUCACUUCCUACGGUCAACAAACUCGGUGGAGUAGUCUUCUCCCUGCAUGGCAAGAAAGCCGAAACAAAGACGUCAAGUUUAGCUGAAGGAACCAAACGUCAGCUUCUGCGUAGGUUUUGUCCACUUCUAACCAUGCUGGUUCUAUUUCUCUUCCUCUUCACACCAGGCCUUGUCUUCGAGAUAUAUAUUAUAAGUCGUUCGCGCAGUACGUCCCCCUCCUCUUCUUCUUCCUCCUCUCCUCAAGACUGCCAAUUUAGGUUCGAUUCCUGGGUCUAUGACCUCAUAUCUAACCUGCCCAAUCUUUGUUCCCUAUUUAAUCCGCUCAUAUACUCACUAAGACUGAAUUGCACACGCCUUGGAAUGCGAAACUUGUACAAGAGGCUUACUUCUAGGUAUCACAAGGGGUUUAUUGAGAAACAGCUGCAUUUGCAUAAGAAACACAUAUUAGUGCCGCCAAACGUGGCAGAUAAUUUUAGGAUUAAACUGCCAUCAGGAGGUUCCGUUGUCAUGAUUCCAUAA
Molecule: messenger RNA, 1287 nt
Organism: Dibothriocephalus latus
Lineage: Eukaryota; Metazoa; Platyhelminthes; Cestoda; Diphyllobothriidea; Diphyllobothriidae
Source: the annotation of a GenBank genome assembly